AUGCCAUUUGGAGUGACGAAUGCACCGACAGUAUUCAUGGAUUACAUGAAUAGAAUUUUCCGACUUUGGUUGGAUAAGUUUGUUGUCGUCUUUAUUGAUGACAUUCUUAUCUACUCGAGGACGCAGGAAGAACAUGCUGAUCACCUAAGGGUUGUAUUGAAGAUACUCAGAGAUCACCAGUUGUAUGGGAAGCUGUCCAAGUGCGAAUUUUGGCUAGAGGAGGUACAAUUUCUUGGGCAUGUCAUUUCAGCUAAGGGAAUUGCAGUAGACCCGGCUAAGAUUGAGACGGUGCUUAAAUGGGAAAGGCCUAAGACAGUGACGGAGGUGCGAAGUUUCUUGGGCCUAGCAGGUUACUACAGGAGGUUUGUGGGGAGGUUCUCAAAGAAGGUGAACCCAUUGACACAGCUGAUAAGAAAAGAUCAGCCGUUUUCUUGGACCGAGUAG
Messenger RNA from Vigna unguiculata (cowpea), 444 nucleotides. NCBI's taxonomy places the organism in Eukaryota, Viridiplantae, Streptophyta, Magnoliopsida, Fabales, Fabaceae. The record is from RefSeq and is a predicted model, not a curated record.